GUCCCCUGCGGUCUCAAAGAAGAUAACAUCGACGUUAAAGGAAAACCUGUGGAAAGGGUUUUUGCUCAUAAACCCUAACCGCCAGCUUCGACUCCCAAUCCUCAGCUGCAAGAUAACCUGGUAGGUCGUUUCAUCUUCGACUGCUUGUUACACACAUCCAGCUGUUUUACUUACAUAGGCAGCGGUUAAAUAUUGGUUGAGCUCACAUUUUAUCUAUCUAUUCAUAAUCUCUUUCCAAGAUAAUCUAUAAGACAAUUAUGGAGCCCAGAUUGUUCAUCUCUCCGCCCAGAACAUCACCGUCUAUUCCUUCUCUACCCUUGUUUAUCUCGUACAAGUCAUCUAUCCUUGCAAAACCGAAGCUUUCUUCAAAAACCUAUAUUGGUCUGUCAAGGGAAGACUCGGAGAAAACACCCUUUCUGGGUAAAAGCUUUGGUUUGCUAGGCAAAAUUGUUCCUUCGGGUAAUCUAGGGAAUGCCCGCGUUCCGUUUGGUCGAAUAAGAGCUGCUGCGGUCAAAAGAAGAAAAGAGGGUGUUUUUGAUAAUGUGAUACAGAGGGACAAGAAACUUAAAUUGGUCAUGAAGAUUAGGAAGAUUCUAGUGAGUCAGCCCAAUAGGAUAAUGUCACUUCGUGACCUGGGUAGGUAUAGGAGAGCAUUGGGUCUCCAGAAAAGGCGGCGAUUUAUUGCCCUGUUGAGAAAAUUUCCAGCGGUUUUUGAGAUUGUGGAAGAAGGCGCGUACUCACUUCAUUUCAAAUUGACACCCGAAGCCGAAAGGCUUUAUUUGGAGGAGAUGAGGAUUAGGAAUGAGAUGGAGGAUAUUUUGGUUGUUAAGCUGCGAAAAUUGUUGAUGAUGUCGUCAGAGAAGCGCAUUCUUUUGGAGAAGAUUGCCCAUUUAAAGACUGAUUUUGGGCUUCCUUUGGAAUUCCAGGACACAAUUUGUCGGCGGUACCCCCAAUAUUUUAAGGUUGUCAUGACCGGGCGAGGCCCAGCUCUGGAACUUACUCACUGGGAUCCUGAACUUGCUGUUUCUGCAGCUGAGCUUGCAGAGGAAGAAAACCGGACUAGAGAUCUAGAAGCAAAUGAUUUGAUAAUUGACAGACCACCGAAGUUCAAUAGAGUGAAGCUACCCAGGGGUCUCAAUCUUUCCAAAGGUGAGAUGAGAAGGAUUUGUCAAUUUAGAGACAUGCCAUAUGUAUCGCCUUACUCUGAUUUCUCUGCAUUGAAGUCUGGUACUCUAGAGAAAGAAAAACAUGCUUGUGGUGUGGUUCAUGAAAUUUUGAGCCUCACUGUUGAGAAGAGAACUCUUGUUGACCACCUCACUCAUUUUCGAGAUGAGUUUAGAUUCUCACAGCAGCUAAGGGGAAUGUUGAUAAGGCAUCCUGAUAUGUUCUACGUCUCUUUGAAAGGGGAUAGGGAUUCGGUCUUCCUCAGGGAAGCAUAUCAUGACUCACAAUUGAUUGAGAAGGAUCGGUUAUUGCUCAUCAAAGAGAAGCUCCGUUCGCUUAUUGCUGUUCCACGAUUCCCAAGGAGGACAGCUCCUGGACCCAAUGAAGAUGGAGCAGAGGGAACUGAUGAGCCAGCAGAUGGAAGUGGUGGUGAGGAUGGAGAAGAAUGGUCUGAUAUUGAUGAUGCAAUAAGUGAUGACUUUGAUGAUGAUGAAGAUGGGGAGGAAUUCGAGGAUGAUUGGAGUGAUGAAGAUGAUGAAAUUCCCCCAGACUUUGAUGAGGAUGGGGGAAGUGUGUACUCUGGAGUUAGCCAAUCAACUAAACGGGUGGAUAACAAGACAAAGGAUGAAGAAAAGGUGCUUCUCCCUGUGUUUUCCGAUGGUCGGCCCAGGGAUCGCUGGUGAAAGUUCUGGGAAUUUGACUUGUUAUUUUCAAUGCCCCAGGUCCAGCUGGGGAACAUUCAGUGAAAGGCCAUGGAGGGUGGUGCUCUAUCCUCCUUGGAGGGGGACUGCACUUUACUGCCUGGAUGUGCAUCUCUAAUACAAUUCAUACUGGAUGUUCUUCCUCAGAUAGGUACAGGGUAGUGGGCAAGAAUGAGUCAAGCUCAAGCAUCAUCUGCAAAUAUUACAUUUUUGUUGUUUUGAUGGAGGUGGAUCAAAUUUGUUACUUAUUUCAUGGUGUGUCUACAAUAGAACAUUUUGUAUGGCCCUUGUAUCUGUAAGCGUGUUCUGAUGUGCAAUAAAAAUAUGGUUGUAUCCAUAAGCUAUUUUCAGUA
Messenger RNA from Diospyros lotus (date-plum), 2218 nucleotides. RefSeq names its product protein WHAT'S THIS FACTOR 1 homolog, chloroplastic. Gene Ontology annotation, molecular function: RNA binding. The record is from RefSeq and is a predicted model, not a curated record. The coding region runs from base 258 to 1847 and encodes 529 amino acids. NCBI's taxonomy places the organism in Eukaryota, Viridiplantae, Streptophyta, Magnoliopsida, Ericales, Ebenaceae. The transcript has a single exon.